CACUAUAUUGUUAUAGAAGACUCUGAUAAUUCUCAACUUUAUAUUGAUAUGAAUCAAGUUCAUAUAGAUGAUUAUGAUAUAUUUAGUUCUUAUAUAAAUUCUUAUAAAGACCUUUAUAAUAAUGAGUGUGAUAAUUUAGAUUCUUAUAAACUAUUACAAGAAACUGUUGAAAGCAAUAAAUCUUCUACAUUAAA
Molecule: messenger RNA, 194 nt
Organism: Racocetra fulgida
Lineage: Eukaryota; Fungi; Glomeromycota; Glomeromycetes; Diversisporales; Gigasporaceae
Source: the annotation of a GenBank genome assembly